Messenger RNA from Larimichthys crocea (large yellow croaker), 1436 nucleotides. Its product is annotated as complement factor H-like. NCBI's taxonomy places the organism in Eukaryota, Metazoa, Chordata, Actinopteri, Sciaenidae. The record is from RefSeq and is a predicted model, not a curated record. The coding region runs from base 66 to 1205 and encodes 379 amino acids. The transcript is spliced from 11 exons.
CUGGGUCAGAUCUGGACUAGGCUCUCAGAUCUACUUUGUCGUUGGAUGAUUUAAUUCCUGACAAAAUGUUCAUCAGAUAUCUUGGAUUUGUUCUCCUGAUUUGGUUUCCUGGAGGGCUCCAUGCACAAGAUGCAACACAGUCCUGUGUUGCUCCAAGUCUGGAUGGCGGUUUCUUUUCCCCAAAGCAAGAUACUUAUUACCAUGGGACGAAGCUGACCUACACCUGUGAAAACGGACAUAAACCUACAGUGAAGGGUUGGUGGGCAAGCAGCACAUGUCAAAAUGGCAAAUGGUCUCAUGAACCACGAUGCAUAGACGAAAAAGCCUGCUUUGCUCCAACUAUCCCCAACGCAAAUUACACUAAAAACCAAGAUGGUUGGUAUGAGGAAGGAUACAAAAUAAGGAUAACGUGUGACACAGGAUAUGAACCCAAGAACAAUGAUGCUACAGCCGUAUGUACAAAUGGAACAUGGUCCUCUGUGCUAGUCUGUGAGAAAAGUACCCUUGCAUGUGGUGAGCCCCCUCAAAUUCCCCAUGCUCUCAUCAUUCAUCAGGGUUAUCAGGAGGUGUUUGCUGUAGAUUCAGAAGUACAGUAUAAAUGUAAAGAUGGAUAUACUAUGGGAGAAGCAAAGAACAAAAAAUCCAUCAUUUGCAUUUCUGGAAACUGGACUCCAGGCCCAACGUGCAGACCUUCCACCAACUCUGGAUUGAAUGACAGAAAACCACCAUUCGCUACAAGACCUUCCACCAACUCUGGAUUGAAUGACAGAAAACCACCAUUCGCUACAAGACCUUCCACCAACUCCGGAUUGAAUGACAGUAAACCAUCAUUCACUACAAUUGACCAAUGUGGAAGCCCCCCCAACGUUCUUGAUGGUCUUGUCGUGGAAGAAUCUCUGAGGUCUUUGACGUACAAGUGCAAUAGCUAUUAUAAACUAAUUGGUCCAGAUACAGUGGUAUGUUACAGUGAUGGCACAUGGUCAGAAGUACCCACAUGUGCAGAUCGGUUCUGCUCUGUGAACACUGACAAAGAUCCUAAAUUAAUUCCCAAUGGAGUUACAUAUAUCAAAUAUGGUGAUACUGUGGAAUUGGAAUGCAAGGACGAGCAUAUGUUUAAAAAUUUUUCUGUGGCCCGAUGCACUGAUGGAAGACUUACUGUUUCCAGAUGUUGUAACAGGCUUCAAAUAAGAACGAAUACGUGCUAAGGCUGUAUCACCAAGAGGAAGAUGCUGCCUUCGGAUUUGCUCCCCAUCGACUGAAAACAAAUGUCAGCUUGGAAUGUUCUGGAAGAAGUUAUGAUUAUACUGUCACACACAAAUCAUUUCUGGUUUUUCAUAUUGAUUCAUUAAUGGCUGUAUGAUGUAGGAGCCAAUUGUUUGUCUGUAUACUCAUAGCUGAAAAAAUAACUCAAAAUAAACACAGUGUGUAUAUCUGCA